GGACUUCUCUGGCACCUGUGCCUAAGUUUUCCCAGGGUCCCGGGAUGGAAGCAGCUCACCUGGAGUAGGGAGGGGUUGGAGGAGAAGAAGAAGGAGGGCUUCAGACCAGAUGCCAACUCUUUGCUGUCUCCUGCCCAGUUCUCCAAGGAGAAGUACAUCCUGGACUCUUCCCCUGAGAAACUGCACAAGGAGUUGGAGGAGGAACUCAAACUCAGCAGCACAGAUCUCCGCAGCCAUGCCUGGUACCACGGCCGCAUCCCCCGUGAGGUAUCAGAGACCCUGGUGCAGCGCAACGGCGACUUCCUCAUCCGGGACUCUCUCACCAGCCUGGGUGACUAUGUGCUCACCUGCCGCUGGCACAACCAGGCCUUGCACUUCAAAAUCAACAAGGUGGUGGUGAAGGCCGGGGAGAGCUACACACACAUCCAGUACCUAUUCGAGCAGGAGAGCUUCGACCACGUGCCCGCCCUUGUGCGGUACCAUGUGGGCAGCCGCAAGGCAGUGUCGGAGCAGAGCGGGGCCAUCAUCUACUGCCCUGUCAACCGCACCUUCCCGCUGCGCUACCUGGAGGCUUGCUAUGGCCUGGGCCAGAGCAGCGGCAAGGCUGCUGGCCCUGCCAGCCCCUCGGGCCCCAAGGGCAGCCACAUGAAGCGGCGCAGCGUCACCAUGACCGACGGGCUCACCGCCGACAAGGUCACCCGCAGCGAUGGCUGCCCCACCAGCACCUCACUGCCCCACCCCCGGGAAUCUAUCCGCAACUGUGCCCUCAGCAUGGACCAGAUCCCAGACCUGCACUCGCCCAUGACACCCAUCUCUGAGAGUCCCAGCUCCCCUGCCUACGUGACCCGUGUCCACGCCACCCCUGCAGCUCCCUCAGCCACAGCGCUGCCUGCCUCCCCUGUCACCCGCCGCUCCAGUGAACCCCAGCUGUGUCCCGGAAGUGCCCCAAAGCCCCCUGGGGAGUCGGACAAGGGCCCUUAUGCCAGCCCCUCCCACACGCUCUGCAAGGCCUCCCCAUCACCAUCGCUCAGCAGCUACAGUGACCCGGACUCUGGCCAUUACUGCCAGCUCCAGCCUCCUGUCCGGGGCAGCCGAGAGUGGGCAGCCGGUGAGGCCUCCAGCCGGCAGGCCAGGAGCUAUGGGGAGAGGCUAAAGGAACUGUCAGAGAAUGGGACACCUGAGGGGGACCGGGGCAGGGCCUUCAUAGCCCCCAUUGUGGAAGCCACCUCUUCCUUCAACCCAGCCACCUUCCAGUCACUACUGAUCCCCAAGGAUAACCGGCCGCUGGAGGUGGGCCUCCUGCGCAAGGUCAAGGAGCUGCUAGCAGAGGUGGAUGCCCGGACGCUGGCUUGGCACGUCACCAAGGUUGACUGCCUGGUUGCUAGGAUACUGGGCGUUACCAAGGAGAUGCAGACCCUAAUGGGAGUCCGCUGGGGCAUGGAGCUGCUCACCCUCCCCCAUGGCCGGCAGCUACGACUAGACCUUCUGGAAAGGUUCCACACCAUGUCCAUCAUGCUGGCCGUGGACAUCCUGGGCUGCACGGGCUCCGCGGAGGAGCGGGCAGCGCUUCUGCACAAGACCAUCCAGCUGGCGGCUGAACUUCGGGGGACGAUGGGCAACAUGUUCAGCUUCGCGGCGGUCAUGGGCGCCCUGGAUAUGGCUCAGAUUGCCCGGCUGGAGCAGACAUGGGUGACCCUUCGGCAGCGACACACGGAGGGUGCCAUCCUCUACGAGAAGAAGCUCAAGCCAUUUCUCAAGAGCCUCAACGAGGGCAAAGAAGGCCCGCCGCUGAGCAACACUACAUUUCCGCAUGUGCUGCCGCUCAUCACUCUGCUGGAGUGUGACUCGGCCCCGGCAGAGGGCCCUGAGCCCUGGGGCAGCACCGAGCAUGGUGUGGAGGUGGUGCUGGCCCACCUGGAGGCUGCCCGCACGGUGGCCCACCACGGAGGCCUGUAUCACACCAACGCAGAGGUCAAGCUGCAGGGGUUCCAGGCCCGGCCAGAGCUCCUGGAGGUGUUCAGCACCGAGUUCCAGAUGCGCCUUCUCUGGGGCAGCCAGGGCGCCAGCAGCAACCAGGCCCGGCGCUAUGAGAAGUUUGACAAGGUCCUCACUGCCCUGUCCCACAAACUGGAACCUGCUGUCCGCUCCAGCGAACUGUGACCCCCGCGGACCCCUCCCCUCUGCAGCUGCGGGCAGCAACAGGGACAGAGGGGCACAGACCUCUCCCCAGAGCACCCCAGAGACACUGUGAUCAGCCCGAGAAUGUUCUGGGCCCAAACCAGGAUCUCCCUUGCACCUCCAGGUCCUGCAUGGACCCUGGGCUCUAUCCCACCUGUUACGUGCCCACCAAGUCUCCCUUCAGGAAGAACCGGAAUCCUGUUCCUCCUCCAGCUUCUGCUUCUCCCCUUCCUGCUGAGGUGCCCUGUGUUUGAGCCAUGGGAGGGUCCUCACGCCUCCUCACUCUUCUUCAGGCAUCUGCCCACAAUGGACACCAAGGCCUCCACCCGGUUGUAAAUAUGUGUGUCUGUUCUGUAAAUAGAUGUAUAGAAGCCAUGUUCUUUCUUUCAUAUAAUAAACUUUUAUGACUCUUU
Molecule: messenger RNA, 2591 nt
Organism: Leptonychotes weddellii (Weddell seal)
Lineage: Eukaryota; Metazoa; Chordata; Mammalia; Carnivora; Phocidae
Source: RefSeq, a predicted model, not a curated record